AGUUUGACGAAAUCAGCCACGCCCUCUCCGCUGUUUGAGUCCAGAAGACGUCGGCGCAGCUCAGAGCCGCAUAGCAGGCAUUAUUGUUCAUCUCAUCUGAAGGAUUUAGCGUUUUCUAAUAUGGUUUGUGGCGGUUUCACCUGUUCGAAAAACGCCCUCUGCUCCCUGAAUGUUGUUUACAUGCUGGUUGGGCUGCUGCUCAUUGGAGUGGCAGUCUGGGGGAAAGGCUUCGGCUUGGUGUCCAGCAUCCACAUCAUCGGAGGCGUCAUAGCGGUGGGCGUCUUCCUGCUGCUCAUCGCCAUCGUUGGCCUCGUCGGAGCCAUCCACCACCACCAAGUCAUGCUUUUCUUUUACAUGGUCAUCCUCUUCAUCGUUUUCCUCUUCCAGUUUGGAGUUUCCUGUUCCUGCUUGGCGAUGAACCGCGGACAGCAGGUGGUUCUUCUGAACUCCACCUGGGGGAUGUUGAACAAUAAAACCAAGAUAAACCUGGAGGACCAACUGGACUGCUGCGGCCUGCUGAACGUCUCCAACAGCCGCUCACAGUUUGACGAGGACGUGAGAAACUGUAAAGCUCCAUGCACAGCUAGAGGAGGCUGUCUGAGCUGCGGGGAUAAGAUGCUGAAUCAUGCAACAGAAGUUCUGAAGAUCCUCGGGGGCGUCGGACUUUUCUUCAGCUUCUCGGAGAUCCUCGGCGUGUGGCUCGCCGUGCGCUACCGGAACCAGAAGGAUCCUCGAGCAAACCCGAGUGCUUUCCUAUAGUCUGCCUCUCGCGUCCCGCAGCAGGCACUUGUUUUCCCUGCAGACACACUGGUACAACACACACACACACACACACACAGAGAAAAUGUACGAGCGCACAACCCACUCAGAACUGGACACUCGUGCAUGAACGGAUGACUGGUAACGCUGGUGAGUCUUACUGGUUCAGCCUUGAUUUGAGUCCCAGACGUCCUGCAUGUCCCCCCCUGAGUCCCAACCAACACACUCACACACACACACACACACACACACACACACACACACACACACACACACACCAACCAACGACUCCAUCAUUAAUAGCCUGUGUGCACCUUGAAACGUUCCUCCUGUCUCUUGCGUAGUAACAGCUAACGUUCCCCUGUCGGUGAAAUGCACCAAACGAUGCGACGGGGAAAACGAGGCAUUGAAGCGGUGAUGUAAAGUAGUGUAAUUAUUUUACUCCCCAAACACGUCGGCGGGGAGCCUAGCAGGUAGAGUUUUAGGUAGCAGUUGCUCGUCCCUUGGAUUAGUUUCAGAUGUUUGUGAACUGUAACUGAGCCAGCUAACUUUCAGUCAGCGACAUUCACAUGCCACAGACUGCAGCCUUCAUGUUGUACAUAUAUUCUUAUUUAAGAUACUGAAACGCUCGGUGGAUCGGCAGAAGAAGUCGCGUCUCUGUGUUUGAGCGGCGGCGUGUAGUUUAGAUCCUGCCGCCGCUGCAGCCGUAGGAAAUCACAGCGAAAACGGUUUCAUGUCGUUUAUUUCAGGAAAAUAAAAAAAGGUAUUUUAGCCAAAGUGGCUUUUUUUCGAUGGAGAGUAAAGAGUUCCAAAUUACAAUGAAUAAAUACAUUUAUUAUUAUUAUUAACAACAAAAUUAUAUUGACGUUAUUAUUUUUAAUGACAAUAUUAACAACUGUGACAAAAUGCUGAUAAAAUCAAUGAACAUUCAAAAUAUGAAAAGGACAAAAUAGAUCAAUAAAACAGAAAUGAGUAAUAGCGAAAAAAUUUACAAUAAUAAUGGUAUUAACAACACUGUUGCUGCUAACAGCAAUAAUAAUAAUUGUUAUAGCAAUAACUGUUAUUGCUGUAACAGUAAUAGUUAAUAUUACUCUUAAUGACAAUAUUAAUAAAAAUAUUAUUAAGAGUAAUAUGCUGUUACCUAUGAUAUAUUUAAUACUACUACCAUUAUUAAUAAUAAUAAAUGGAAACAAUUAUUAAAAUGUUCAUUUUUAAAAAUUGAAAAUAAAAACAGGAAUUGAUUUAAUGUGCCACAAGUAAUUGUAUUGAUUUUAUUUUAAAAACUAUAUCGAAUUAUGUCAUGUUCUUCUUCUGAUCAUGAUUUAAAUUAAAACUAAAUUUCAUUAAACUUAAAUUAAAUCCUGAUGUUUGAUUGGCUAAAUGGUCAAGACAACUUCUUCAAGGUUUGCUAUCAUUCUGGGUCAAUAUUGUCAAUGGAAAGUGAAUAAAUAACUUCAAUAAAUUAUUUGCUAAAAACCUUCUGGAUGAGCAUCUCCAGCCUUUAUUUCCCUCAUUUGCUCUGAAAUAAGUUAAAAGAGAGGAGCACUAGCUGGUGUUAGCGGCGCUAACUUGUGUAGCGCCAUCACAAUGAGGCGUUUGGUGAAAUUAUUAGCGAUAUUUAAGCCCAAACUAGAAAUAUAGAGGCUGGAGUUGCUCACCCAGAGUUUGUAGUACCGUAUUUUUCGGACUAUAAGUCGCUACUUUUUUCCCACGUUUUGAACCUUGCGGUUUAUAACCCGGUGCGGCUUUUCUGUGGAUUUUUCUUCAGCCACUAGGGGGCUCUUUAGCAGGAAGUGAAUCAUUGGAAGUCAAAAUUGGAAAUCAAAGAAGAAAGUGAUCAUUUUUAUUUAGAACAAGUACAUGCUAGCAGCAGACACAACGGAGAAAUUUCUUCAAACUCCUAUGAUGCAGCUUUUAAGUUGAGGGCUGUCGAUCCGGCAGUAGAGGAAGGAAAAAGAGCCGCUGCUCUAAACUCAGCGUGAACAAAACCAUGGUUCAGAGUUGGAGACGGAUUAGGGACACUGCUCUCUGCUGCCCCCUUAUGGAAAAUCGAGAGCGGUGGAGAUACCAGUACGUUUCCAUUUUUUUUUCAAAAAAUUGUAGGUGCGGCUUAUAGUAUGGUGCGCUCCAUAAUCUAGAAAAUACGGUAAAUAAAUUACAACACUUUAUGGAAAGUAUUUCUGCAUUUCAGUGUAAAUGUUGUUUCAGUCAAAACAAACGUACAGGAAGUUGUUUUAACUGGCUGGUUGAAGCAGCCAAUCAGAUGCCAGGGUCUCAUCUAAUCCCGCCCACUGAGUUUCACAAAUGAAACAAAGUAAAUUUUAAAUAAUUUAAAAUAGAUGUAAUUGAGACACAAAUCUGUAUUUAUGCCCAGUUUUAAGACUAGUGACAAAUGUAAGUAUUUAUUUCACAGUUUAUUAUAAUUUGGCACUCUUCACUCUCCAUAUUUUGCUAAUCUUUUUCUUUUAUUGUGUUAAUUGUGAUAAUGUGCUCCUUGUUGCUAUUUUAAAACCCUCAAAAAAACAACUAUUGUUUUUUUGUUGUUGUUCUGUUUCCAUCAGUCUUUGUAUUAAUCAGUGUUAGAUGCUUUGUAAAAAUAUGCGAAUAAUGCCUGUUGGAUAUUUUUAGAAUCUAUUUAAGUUUAGUGCACAUUAAGCAAAUGUUGUUAUAAUUUUCCUCGGUAUGUGACAUUUCCUGCUCAUGUGUUUUUAUUAUUAUUUUUGAUUUUAACUUAAAGGACUAAUGCGAACUGUAAUGAAAUGUCUUACUUGAACCUGUCAUCUUUGCUGAUGUGGAUUUCUUGCUGCUGAUUUGGAGUUGGUGUAAAUGUUAUGACAGAACCUAAUGCCAUAUAUUACAUGUAUCCACUUUGAAUUUAUGUGCACUUGUUAUUGAAAUGUAUGAAUUUUUGAGACUUAAUUUUCCAAAUAAUAAAACUUUAAACUGGAAAAACUG
This is a messenger RNA of Gambusia affinis (western mosquitofish), 3714 nucleotides long. RefSeq names its product tetraspanin 31 (gene tspan31). The transcript is spliced from 6 exons. The coding region runs from base 121 to 759 and encodes 212 amino acids. Gene Ontology annotation, cellular component: membrane. The record is from RefSeq and is a predicted model, not a curated record. Lineage: Eukaryota; Metazoa; Chordata; Actinopteri; Cyprinodontiformes; Poeciliidae.